Messenger RNA from Ceratina calcarata, 7023 nucleotides. RefSeq lists its product as uncharacterized. NCBI's taxonomy places the organism in Eukaryota, Metazoa, Arthropoda, Insecta, Hymenoptera, Apidae. The transcript is spliced from 6 exons. The coding region runs from base 1777 to 3402 and encodes 541 amino acids. The record is from RefSeq and is a predicted model, not a curated record.
AGUGGUGGGACGGUAGCAAGAAUAACACGACACCUCGAUCGGCUCUUCUCUCCUCAACAAAAACACGUUCAAUUUCAAGUGAGACGGAUCCCUGCUGCGUAUCAAGGAUCGAGCACCAGAAACCUCCUGGUGGAAUCAAUAGCCGACGGGAAGGAAGGUAGUUUCUUGGACAUACAUUUUUCGCGCAGCGACUCUCGCCUCGGAGGAGAGAGGAACUCUUUUUCGUUCUCUCCUCAUCGCAGCGGCGGCGGCGGCGGCGGUGGUUCGAACGGUGCCUCAUUCCUUUCGGGGUGGGGAAAAAGCCACCCUCCACCCUCUUCCGCUGCCCUCUCGCUCGCUCUCCCACGGGGGUAGCUUCGUCGAUGACGAAACGUACACGUAAAUUCGUCGACGUGCACGGUGCUGCCCCGCUGGCGAAAUCAGUGCGACCCAAGUGCACCGCGAGGCAGGAACGCGGGUCUCCGGGUGCGCGGCCUGUCGUUCCCGUGCGCGGCACGCGCGCCUCUUCCAAAGAGAGGUAUCAACCCGUUCAGAUAGCGGGUGACUCUCGCGUUAAAUAGGUCGCCGGGUACGCGAGAAGGAGCUGCCCUGGCUUCGUAAAUACCCGAGAGUCCGUAAAUAUCGAGAAGAGACAGAAUCGACGGAUGGUUCGACACAACAUUUGGCCAGUAGAACUGAAAGCGAUCGUCAGACCAAUCGAACGUAGAGGAGUCGAUGUACGACGGUGAGAGGUGUUCUACCUGUGUUUACUACCUGGCGAACGGAUAGCUGGGAGGCAUCGUCGUCGAUUAGAAGCCCAUCGAACGGACGGGAGGAAUAAUUUUGAAAAGUGAUAGACGGUGACCGGACAAAUAUUGAAAAUGAAGAAAUGAGGAGAAACGAUCAGUGCAUUAAACACCGCGGCUUUUGCAUUGGAGAUCAGGUGAAUAAUUCGAUGACACGGCUUGGCGUUUGAACUCGAGUUUGUGAACAUUGGUAAUAUCGUCGGUCAGGACGCGCGGGAUGACGUGAAAAACGCUCGGAACUGAGUUAAAACGUGGCGAGACCGCGGCGACACGCGGAUGGAAUUAAGUUGCACGACGAACACACGGGAAUAAACUAUUUGGUAUCGAUUGACGGAGACGAAGGAGCGUGUGUAUUCGAGAUGCGUGGCGGUCGAACGAAUUAGAAGGGAAAAACGGGAGCGCGGGAGGUGUUGAAGGAAGAUAAAAAGCUUCGAGCAUCGAUCUUGCGCCCGAUGCAGUUACUAUGACGCGAUACGUGCGGCCAGUCCGGAAUCGACGGGAUCUCGCGUGGACCUCGAGCAGGGGCUACGGUUCGGUGAGCUCCGGUUGAACGAUGACGACGACCGCUGGGACGAGGACAACGUCGCCGGUGAAGACGAUGACGACUGAUCGCGACGAGACGGGACUAAAAACGCUGGGUCUUCUCGACGGAAUGCAGGAGGCCGAUCGAACGCCACCCGAUGCACCUUCUUACGUGGUCUUCCCACGUAAACCUCGUUCGGUGACGUGCAUCGCGAAACAAUAAAAACGAAACGGAGGACAGACGAGAUCUAGAGGGGGGAGAAGGGGCCAAUUUUCCAAUUCUUUCGAAUAGAAUACAGAGGAAAAGGGAAUAGACGUUCGUCGAAGGAGGACAUCGGUGACAGAACUUGACUCUGGUUACGCGCACGAGAAUAAGCUGUUACCAGGAUUCAACGUGGGGCCGAUAAGGUCCGCCGAGUAAAGAAGUCGUUCUUUGCGGCGCGAUAAGGACCGCCCUUGGCACGUAAAGAUGGACUGCUGCAACUACGUCGAGGCAUACGCGCCGGGGGGGCACUUUUAUCAACAACACUACUUUUGCUACGAUAACGUGAACAACGAAUACGGUGGCUACGAGCCGCCGCCGAUCUCCUCCGCGAUCGAGACUUCCGCGAGAUACAACGGAGCUGUACCGCCUGCGUAUCCUACAGACUACGUGUACAAUCCUAAGGAGGCGAGGCUACGGAAGGCGAUGCGCGAACAGAGCCGUGAGUUGUCCAGGCGAUCGAUUCUCCAGAGCGCGAUCGCUCGAGCGGGCGUGAUCACCGGUCCGGUCGGCGCCGCCGGCUUCCUGGAUCAACAGCACCGCGUCGGUUGCAUGUCCACCGGCAGCUUGCCGAUGAACUCCUCCGUGGAGGCGGACCGUGUGGAGCCUUGGUUUCAGUCGGCGUCCCGCCCGAAGCUGAUCCACUCGCCUCGGAUGACCGACUGGUAUGGGAACGUGGCGGAUCCCAUCGAGAGACUGCAGGUGAUGAACGCGAUGCACCAGCGUAGCAUGGAGAAGUGCAAGGACGUGAUGAGAAACCAGGCCGGCGGCCAAGCGGCCAACGCCGGCGACUGCGGUGGUGCUACCUUCUCGAACGGCGGAUACCCGAUUGAUUUCAGCGACGUGAAUCGCGAGAGAGAGCUGCGUAGAGAUAACAUGGAGUACAGCGAAUUCGCCGACGGCCAAAAGUGGCAUCCUUAUCAGAAUGGCGGAGGAGCUCAUCAACAUCCCAGGACGUCUCACCCCUCGCAGAUGGGGAACGUCGUUCACCCGAGCAUACAGAGUCCUGGCGCGCACGGACACGGACCGUGGAGCCAAUUCUGCCACAACGUGUUGCCACACGCGCCGCCGAUGCCUCGGAACGUUGGAGUGCGCGGGCCACGGCACACCGUGCUGUUGCGAGACCGUCUGCCCGCCAGACAUUGCGAGUUCUCCGAGGAAACAGCGCGGAUCGCGUACACACAGAACAAGAUCGACAUGGAGAACGUGCGAGCAUCGUACACGCCUCCCGAGCAUCAGAUGCCGAGACUACUCGAACCGUCGGUAGACUCCGUCAUUGAUCCCCCGACCUCGUCGAGGAUCCGCCGCGAGGACGACGGUCCCAGGUGGGAGCCGAGCGCGAUCAAUAAUAGAAUGUCCAUGGACAAUUUGGCUCCGGCACCGGAGGCGAACGUGCAACGCGAGAAGGAACGCGAGUCCCGGCGGCAAGAGAGAUUCGAACCGAAGAAGAAGACUGUCAGCAAGCAACCGCUGCCCGGUUUUCAUCAAGCCUUCGGUUCCACCGAGAUCGGGAGGUUCUCCAGGUCGGAGUUCUUCGUGAACAUGGUCGGCGAGAGCGGAGGCAGCGUGGAAGUCGCCGACACGGACAGCGCUAACGUAAGUACAGAUCGUAUGUCCGAGGUAAACGGUGCUGCGGUCACGAGUCACGACGCGUCGUCCGUGGUCACGGCUACCGCGACGGCGACCGACGGCGACGACAGCGAGGAAACGAGUUUCGACGAAUCGAACGGAGAGCUCGCCGUCGCCCCGACGUCGAUGGGAAUCUAUUGCGACCAGCCGAGCACCCCUCGUUGGCACAGUCCCCAUGUGGGCGCCAUAGGUAGCGAAAUUUAAACGGAUCUUUAAUUCUUUCGCGGGCUAAACGAUUUAAGGGCCUCCUGAUUUCGAGUCUGAUUUACUCCCUUCGUCGAACGUCUCGUCUGAUGUUUUAUACGAGAUUCGAUUACUUUCGUCGCGUCGUGCCGAACGUCGAAUGGACGAUAACAGAUUUCAUGGAUCACAGUAGUGUACGGUCGCCUUCGCUGUGAUUCUCAGCCCGGCAGAUGUACUGCUAGUAACAAUGAAACUGAGUCAGUUCAGGCUUGUGUUAAUGUCCCCUAAAAUUCAAAACGAGUAAUAAGACUAUGUCUUAUCGUAUUAAGAUGUCAGAUCGAGCAUUGAAAAAUAAGAUGUAGACUUAUUACUCGUUUUGAAUUUUGUCGCCGUAGAGGAAACUAACACAAGCUCGAGCUGGCUCAGUAUCAUUGUUACUAGCUGUACGAACACUUUGCGUAAUUUUAUUUCUGGGCACGUACCGUGGUUCACAAAAGAAUAUUCAACUGUUGCGUCCAGAGAAAGAGGGGAUUGGAAAUCUGUGUGUGCACGUACUGUGUGAUGUAUACUUGUACGUAUAUGUGUCGAACCCUUUAAUUACUCCUGACUCUCCACGUCGUGCGCGUAAAUAAAGCCGCACCGUGGGAUUUUUUUACGAACCUUUAUUUAUAUGUAUUUUAUAGUUUAUAGAGGAUUAGCCCUCGAAAGGAAUUAGCGAUUCGUCGCGGGUGUAAGUAAGGUCAGCUGUCUGUAGAAUUGAAUUGUUCUCGACGUUGAAGUAGCGCAUUUUACCUCGUGAAGAACGAGUAAUGAACGGGUCUCCGGUUUGUGAACAGAAUCGCGACGCGUCGGUGGUCACAUACGAAUGGCGUACGAAACGUCCCGGCAAACCGAAUUCACGCACGUUUGUCGAGAUUGUGCCUUUCAAACCUUACGCAGCUGUCAGAGAUCAUCAAAAUUUUCCGAACGAAUCAAAAAUAAUAUGAAACUAGUCAAAAGCACGAUGUCCGUGGGUCUCGUACGUCGACUAUCGAGUUCAGCAAUUCACGUCGGGAAUGCAUUAAAGUGUUUCAUAUCAUUAAACCAAGUCUCGGUUAAAAUGUUAGAAUUUUUUUUUAAUACUUCUGUUCACGAGUUUCAAACGUUUCUAUAAAAAAACGUCAGAGAUUAUUUUAAUUGCAAGAUUACAGUAAAUCAUUGAACGUAAUAAAUUCUGAAUGAAACUUCUUUUCUUUAAGCUUGCCAAUUUUUUUAUCUUACAAGACAGAACACGUUUCAUUCGGUUAUACGUCGCGUUGUGAGAUUCGUGAACGGAGGUGUGUUCUAACGAAGGUAGACAGCAGUUCGUGAAUCGCUGAAACUCGGUAGGGAAAUAUAAUCAAAAUGUGUCGAUGAAAUUACUCGAUCGGCACCUUCCAUCAAGUUGUUAGAUGUCGUCGAUGGGAUACGUGAUUCGUGUACCGACGAUUAAUUAUAUAAAUAUAUCAAAUAUAUAUAUUUAAAGAAAUAUAUAUAUAUAUAUAUUGUACUUAUAUGUAUAAUGGAAGAACGAAGAACGCGCGACGAAAGAAGGUAUGUAAGUUGUUUAGUAGACUAAUUAGGCGACACGUAUUGCCGCGCGGAGAAACGUAUAAAUAAAAGUGAACAAUUAUCGCGAAGAUAGGAAGUCGAAAAAGCCGAACACCCUUCUACAGGUGAAUAUCUCUUCCGAAGGGAACGCACGUUACUUCUUGCAUUCAGAACUCAUUUCUCAUUACUUAGUUGAACAUAGAAGAGAAAAGAAUAUCGUCACUUCUGUGUGUUAAAACGUAAGCGAAAAAUGAAAAGACUAAUAGAGAUGGUAAGACUGUAGUUUUAACUUCGGACAAUGUCAAAUCUUUAUCGGAAAUCUUUGAUAUAAUCCAUUUUCAUCGCACGUUUAAUAUUCCACUCAUUAAAACCAUACUGGGACCUUUAAAUUUCGUUUCUAAAAUCGACGUUUCUAGGAUCUCUUUAACAUUGACAGUGCGAUAUUGUCUCCAGAAUGUCACUGACUUCAAAUAUUAAUGAAUUUACAAGGGAAUGUGUAAAGCUUAUAAAUGUGACGUAUAAAAUUAUUCACAAUAUCGAAAGCGUUUUUUUAAACUGAUACUAUGAACGUCUCGUUCUGCAUGGAAAUCCGCAGUCUCCAUCGUUGAUGUUCGGUUAGAUAAAAUCACAGGAAUUUAAUUGUGAUAUUGGGAGUUGGAUUAUUUUCUUAAUUAAGAAAUUGUUCGUUUAUGAUCGAGUUCUGAAUACUGUACGGGCGCCUAGGACUCGCGUUGAUCGAUCAAUCGGUACAUCGACUUGACAUAAUUCGUGCCAGCUACCCUGUACCUAUAAUGGGACCAAAUCAAAAGGAGAAGCUUUUAUUUCGCGUUCACCGUCGCGCUUACGUCCCACCGUAUUUUAUCGCGUAUCAAAGCCUGUCCUCGUUCUGUUCGUUCGAUCGGUUCGAACAAGAGCCAAGAAUCCGUGACCCACCUUGAAAUCAUUUGAAAACGGUCAGACUCGAGAAAACGCGUCGACAAAUUAACGGCACCGUUUUUAAUGAAAUAGUGACUUCGAGGCGAGCGUCAAGAAGUUCAGCGUGUUCAAUGAAUUCUCAACUUUUAAAGUCGAACAAAUGCGGUUCGGUCGUACGUUGAACGCGUUGAACAUUCGUGAAAGUAAAUGAACGCGAUUCACGAGGAACAAGGGCCGGGAAAAAUUGUCCCGUCGAGCAAGCAGUCGGCUUGAACAUUGCCUGUUCAAUGUUCAAUCUGGUCGACCCGAGUUCGUAAUGGACACAUUGAUGCGUUAGUAGAGGCACUUAAACGAUGGCAACGUUCGACUUUUUUGUUCCCGGAUAGGAACGUCCGAGAGGCACGGAAUGAUGUAAAUGCUGUGAUUUGUUUUAAAAUUAAUCGAUCGUAGAUUAUAAAGGUACUCGCAGCAGGUGAAAUGUCUGCUGAAAUAUCGUCGCGGCGUCAGGGGAGGCGAGUUGUGAUAAAGAAAAAUAAAGAGAGAGAGAGAGAGAAAUGAAACUCUGUAUGUAAGGAGUUUCAACGAUACGCGUCGUUGUUCGUCUUAGAACAAUCGUUGUUUUAACUUUUGGAUUAUUGUAUAGCGUCGUACGAAGACACGAACCACUUUACGGAGGUCCAAACUUUAGAAAUUUUCUAUGAUUCGUUUUACUCGUUUAACGGUGAUGAAAUGGGCCGAAUUCUAACGAACCAGCGUUUUACUUCGAGUGGACCAAAAGUUAAGACAACCAACGGAAUUAUAUCUUCGAUUCUAUCACGCGGAAUCUCGUCGUCUCGAAAACGUGAAUCCUACCUGUACAUUGAGGAAAUUUUAGAAAUGCGUUAAUUACUUGAAAAUUUUAAUAAUUUUGUUACUUUAUCGAUCUGCUGCCGCAGACUGUAAUAUAACUAGAAAUAACGAUUCUACGUCUUACGAUUUUAAGGGACGAGAACGUGAGCCCAUAAUCCGCGUUUCAUUAUUGGCAACGAUAUUAAGCGUAGAGAUAGUAACCGUCAGCCACCGAAAGAAACAACAAAAAAAAAGAGCAAAAAAAGUGUGUGAGAGACGGAGAGUGUGAGAGAGAGCGAAAGAGAGAACAGUGUCAAAACGAUUAAACAA